Molecule: messenger RNA, 6020 nt
Organism: Phalacrocorax carbo (great cormorant)
Lineage: Eukaryota; Metazoa; Chordata; Aves; Suliformes; Phalacrocoracidae
Source: RefSeq, a predicted model, not a curated record
AGAAACAUCUGUGAGCUGCGGCAGCCUGCAGUCCUGGGGUGGAAGGUGCACCCCACACAUCUCUGGAGGAAGGUGGAGAAAUCUUCCUUCUUGGUCCUUCUGCUUCUGAAAGGCAUGAAAUCCUUGCCAGGCAAAGGCUAAGCCUCGCUCUCCGCCAGGAUUUAUGGAGGUGCUGAGGAGCAGCUCUGAGCCCUGCAGCCCCCAGCAGCCCACCCCGUGAAGCAGCGCCCGGCCGCCUCACCUCAUCUCGCCCGACAUCCCAACCCUCCGACUCAACCAUUCAAGGCUCCUGUGCAUGGAUCGCCCCAGCGAGGGACCGCUGCCAGACGCCGCCGACGCCGCCCCGUAGGCUCCCGGCCCCCCGUGCCGCCCCCAAGUACUCCACAUACCCCGAUGGGGUAACGUGACGGGGGUCACCCUCCCGCCACCGCCACCCCCCAUAUGCAGAGGCCUUUCUAGAGCGCCAGGGAGCACGCGGCACCGGAGGCGGAAGCCACUCGCCGUCGCACACACACCGAGGAAGCCAACACUACAGCAAAGGGAUUUUUUUUUUUUUUAUUAUUAUUAUUAUUAUUAUCAUUAAUAUUAUUUUUCCCAUCUGGAUUUUUCCCCCCGGGGGCUUGCGGUGUGUCAAGGAAGCCGGCGCGCUCCCAGGAGCUGGGAUUAUUUGCACAACAUCUGUAUAUUGAGUUCUCGAUCCUGUUUUAGUUUUAUUUUUUAAGCGCAGAGGGGUUGUUGGUUUUCUUUUUUUUCCCCUCCACGCCACACUUUUCUCGGAUUUUUUCCCUCACUGCCAUCAGCACCACCUCACCCUCCUCCCACCCUACCAUGGCCCGGAUGAACCGCCCUGCGCCGGUGGAAGUCUGCUACAAAAACAUGAGGUUCCUGAUCACCCACAACCCCACCAAUGCCACUCUCAGCACCUUCUUGGAGGACCUGAAGAAGUACGGUGCCACCACGGUGGUGCGAGUGUGCGAAGUGACCUAUGACAAGACCCCCCUGGAGAAGGAUGGCAUCACCGUCAUGGACUGGCCAUUCGAUGAUGGAGCACCUCCUCCAAGCAAGAUAGUGGAAGAUUGGCUCAACUUGCUGAAGACCAAGUUCUGCGAAGACCCUGGCUGCUGUGUGGCCGUGCACUGCGUGGCUGGCUUGGGGCGUGCUCCUGUCCUCGUCGCGCUGGCCUUGAUCGAAAGUGGGAUGAAAUACGAAGACGCCAUCCAGUUCAUCCGACAGAAGCGCAGAGGAGCCAUCAACAGCAAGCAGCUGACGUACUUGGAAAAAUACCGACCAAAGCAGAGACUCCGAUUUAAGGACCCUCAUAACCACAAGAACAAAUGCUGCAUCAUGUAACCUCAAUGACCUCUUGCCAAAAUCCGUGCACACAGACACCCGGGCACUCACACGCAUCCCACCCCCUCACCUCCUCGCCCAGCCCCCCUGCACCCCACGCACUACCCCACUGACAGGGCUGGGUUGGGGGGGACAUGGAGCACCACCGACAUGUUCCAGCACCCACAGCACAGUCGUCUUGCUGGACCCCUGAAAAAGGCUGCUGUCUCCAGCUCCAGCCCCGAAGAGGGAAGGCAGCGCUGCCCUUUGACUCUUGGCAUUAACAGGCAAUGAGCUCACAUGAUGGUUCUUCAUCGCCUUCCUCUUCCUCCCUUUCCCCUCCCAUUGCACUGAGGGGGAUGCGCGGAUGGUUUGGGGUGAUGCAGGCAGGGCUGUGCCAGCUGAGAAGGGAUGGGGAGCAGGAGGGCCGGAGCAUCCCCAGCAAAACCGUUUCCCACCUCUUCCCUAUAAAUAAGGGCUGCAGCAGCAGGGAUGGAGGUGGGGAUGGUGCAGUGACCUCGAGGGGAAGAUGGUGAUAGCAGGGAGAGGUGAAGGGGGCUCAUAGCUUGGUGCUGGCCUUGUGGCCACAGGAAGGGCUGAGGUAAGACCCCCAGCACCAUUCCCUUUCUCCUGGCUCCUCUGCCACUUCGUCUCCCUGUUGCCUUGAUGCCAGUCAGGAUACUGCAGAUGGGGCUUGUUGGGUGCUUGCUGCAGUGAAGGCAGAGGUGCUGGGAAGUGGGAACCGUGGAGGGCCUUUGAGGCACCCAGCUUUGCCAGGGUGCAGGGUCAGCACUGGGUCCCCCAAAGUGUGGGGUGCUCUUAUUUAUAGCUUCCAAAUUCAAUGCACAGAGUGGUGGGUUCUCUCCUAUCAUGUCCCCAUCACCAAGCUGCGGCACAAACCCCAAAUCUGGCUGCAGUGCCCUGGGGAUGCAACGCGUAUCUGUCCUUUACUGCUGCGUUUGCUGUCCAAGGGGCUGGGCCGCAGCUUCCCUGCGGGAUUUCGGGUGCUCCUGGCAGGAGCACAUCACCAAGUUUUGCACCUGCCUUUCCCACACCCGGUGGCUUCUGUAACCCAAAACCCCCGGCACGUGCCCUGGUGGAGUGGACUCAGAGCUGCCCCUGAGCCAGGACAUUAAACAUCUCUCUACUUUCUGCCUUUGAACGUUUGCAGCAGCUGGAGCAGUGGGCAUGUAGGGGGCGUGGGGAUGUUUUUUCUUUUGACGAGGAUAAGAAGAAAUUUGCUAAUUAAACAAAAAAAAAAACACUUCUAAAAAAACCUGUUUGUCUUCCGCACGUCCUCUAGCCUUUGUUUCUCCCAUCGCUGCCUGGUGGAGCUAGGGAGGUGACCCAUGGCCCCCCAGACUGAUCCCCGGCACCAGGUCACAGCCAGCUGCCAUUCACUGUCACCAGGGCAUAUGUGUGGCCCAAGGGAUGCUCCAGGUAUCCUUUGGGCUUGCUGCUGCUCACCCCCUCAGCUGCAGAGGAUCACAGAUGUUGGGGCAAGGAGGGCUAGUCAUCCAGCAUCUUGUGGUUUCAGGCUGCGCAAGUUGAGAUACCUUCGGUGCCCUGUGUUGGGUUUCUCCAAAGGUUUGUGUGCCUUCCAAAACAUAGUAUCCAGAGACACUUGCUUCAGAGGGUUCAUAUCUUGGGAUAAGCAGUGAGGAAGGCUAGUUAGACACUGGGUUCCUGCAGAAGAGUAGAGGAUGGCUUCGUGCCACCACAUGUGGGUAGAGGAGCUCGCAGCCGUUUCCAGCACCACUCAUAAUAGGAGCCAGCCCCACCACAUGGCAGAGACAGCCAUCCCAUGGGAUGGGUCAUGGUGCCGAGUGAGGUGGAGACCCUCCAUGCACAGCCCCGGAGCUGUUAUACCACACACCUCGGGCCUGUCUAAGGCCCCACAUUGUAGGACAACCCUUGAUCCCUUGAGUUUCUCCUGCCCCAUUCCAGGUUGUUGGUUCCUAUGUCUUGUGUGGAAGGUGGCAGUGGUUGAAGGGUCUGCAUUGGUUGGGAAGAGUGAAAAACUGGGCUGCUAAAAAGGCCUGAUCCUGUAUUGCAGCAGUCCUGCUGAGUGGGUCACCAUCCUCUUUCUGCCCUGUUGUGUCCUCCUGCUGCUAAUAUAGGUGCUGCUUCUUCCCCAGGGGCAGUAGGAGGUGGCUUGGCAUUGUGACAGGGACAGCCCCAAUCCCUCUUAACCAGGACACCUCAUGGUCUCAUGUGCUCCCCAGUCACAGCAGGCUGUGCCAUGACUUGUGAAGAGUUUAGGAUAAAGCGGUGAGAACCAUUGCUUUGCAGGCUUGGAGAUGUUUCUGUCCUGGCAAGAGGAGGAGAAAUGUUUUCCUCGCCGAUGCUCGUGGGAACAUUGCAUGGCAGAUUGCCCAGGGCAAGCGGUCCAGGUUUUCAGCCAUGAUGCUGUCAAGCUGGGGUGAGGAUGGGGACAGGGGCUUGAAUUCAGCCUCCUUUGGCCACAGGAACUCCUCACCUCCUCCAUGCAGUGUUUGAUAGUGGAAGUGCUCAGUGCUGAGCUCUGAUGAAAGUACACUCAAAUCUCAGCUUGGUGGGCUUGUUGGGGGGAACACAGCUGGGGGACAGGCUUUGCAGUCCUCCUUUGCUUUAUGUAGCAUCAGCCCAACCACCUUAAAAAUAGAGAGCUUCUAGGGUAAGAACAGUCCUUGACCUGGUACAAUCCAUGUGGCCAAAUCGUGAGCACCUCUGACUGGUAGAGUGGCAUCUUGAUACUCCAGUUUUUGAGUCACCACCAAAAAAACCCCAAAACCAUGCCAAUUGUACUAAAUUUUUUAUUUUUUUAAUGGAUGUCUACCCUUUAUCCUGGAACUGGCUGUCACCUCCCAUGUGCUGCUCCAUGGACAGGACACCUUGGCAGCCCAGGAGCUGCCAUCCUUGCAUGGAGAGCCUGAACCCACUCCAAGGUUUCUCUGGGUUGGACUGCCAAAUAUUUGGGAUUUUUUUGAUGUGGACUUGGGCUCCUACCUCUGAGGUACCAGCUCCCCAGUGUUUCAGCCUAGAGAGGGUCACAGAAGCGUAAUGGGCUGGGGAAAUUGUGGGGUCUUCCAACCAGGUUUUGUGUUAGGAAUCUCAAAGAAGAGCCCAGUUCCCUCACAAAAAUCUUGGGACAGUUGGGGAACAGGGAAAGUUGGAGCUCAGUAGACACAUAGCCCAGAGCGAGGCCUAAGUGGCCAAGGGCUCAUGCUUUGGGCUGGUUUCGAGGUCUCCUCAUAUGCUAAUCCUUGUUCUGCCUCAUGCCAAGAUGUUGAAAGGAAAGCCUUAAAAAUCUGAUGUAUUUGCUGAUUCUGUAAUUGCUCCAGUUGUCUCCACUGGGUCUUGGCAGAUGCCAUUGGGAACAGACACCGCCAUGGCUUUGGCUAUAAACCAACCACCUUAUCCUGCCCUUUUCUGCAGAAGCAAAGGCACAGGCUGGGUUUUAUACCUCCUCACUCCUAUGCACCUCCCUCACCCCCUCUAUGGAAACGCACCAUCUUUCCAUAGUUUGCAGGGAGAGGGCUCCAAACCAGUAACAAGAGCUUUGGAGACCCAAUGGAUGGCAAAGCAGAGAUGCCCUAACUCAAACCAAGAGCUUAUAGGCUUUGCCCAGGAAUCAGUCAUGGCCGAACCUCACAUGGGGGAAUAAAUCUGAGCAAGAAGUCGUAGUCCCCUCACUGGUGGCACACAUGUGCCCUUAUCUGCAUUUUGGUUAUAAGGCUCGUGUGUCCCUUCCGUUCUCUAUGUUUGCCAGUUGGAUGGAGUGCGUGGUGGGAGCAGCGGUGGGAAGGAAGGUAACGAGGCUGUCACAAAUGGCCAGCUCUAUUUAAGAAAGGUCUGGUGACACGUAUUUAAAGACUUCACAUUUGUAAAUUCAUAUUAGAAUUUUGCAAUAAGGCUGACACUGUGGUGCUCGGACUGAGAAAUUCAGAUGAGGAGGUUUAUGAGUAACAGAUUUCCCGAGGAAGCAGAGAGUUUUGCUCUAUCUACAAUAGAACAAGUCGUUUUCUUUUUUUUUUUUUUUAUUGGGUUUGUUUGGUUUUUAUUAGUCCCAGUGGGAAAGCGCACAGGGAGAUUCGUGACUUCCAUGCAGUUUCCAGGGUCUUAUAUCGUAUUUGCUUCCAGCAGGGCUGGGUAGGUGCAGUUUGGCGGGUGGAUUUGGAUGGGAUACUGUCUGGUGGGAGAAAAAUGUGGCUGGUUUCUUUGCGCAGUGGGGGGUCACGGGCCAGCUGCGGUCCCGCUUGCAGGCUCUGGCAGACAUUCCCGGGGAGGGGGGCAUUUCGCCGUGCUAGGCUUCCCUUUAGAUGACGAUCUCCCAAUGAACUCUAGACUUCCCUGCUGUUUCUUUCUGUGCAACAAAGAACUACAUAUUUUCCUUUUUAACUCCGUGGGCAAUCGUAGUAGUAUUUAGAUUAAGCCCAGAUGACUUUUUUUUUUUUUGUCUGAGCCAUAGCUAAAUUAUUAUACCCAAUGCUUUUUGUAUCAGAUGGCAUCACUUUGAAUAUGCAGAUGAGGUAUAGGAUCUUGACACUUUAUAACCUUUUUAAAAAGAAACUUGUCUGUUUACUUAUGAUUUGUGUAAAAAGGAAAAAAAAUGUAUGCCUUUCAGUAUCACUUUUUUUUUUUUUUUGAGUUUUAUGAAAUUACGGUGGUUUCACUCCAGCAGCGAAAUAAAAAGCAUUCACUGUUUUGUA